UGCGCAUGCGCAGAGCAGUCCACUCCCAUGUUCGAUGCGGAAGUUAACUGUCAUAUGACUGCAAAAGAAAAGCUAAAAUGUUGCUAAUCCGUGGAUGACAAUUUUCAUCGAAAGAAAUGGAGGAGAUAAGAAUGUCUCCUGACUACAACUGGUUUCGAAGCUCAGUGCCCCUCAAAAGAAUUAUCGUGGAUGAUGACGACAGCAAAGUCUGGUCGCUGUAUGACGCCGGGCCGAAAAGCAUCAGGUGCCCGAUCAUCUUCCUUCCUCCAGUGAGUGGCACGGCUGAAGUUUUCUUCCAGCAAGUGCUGGCUCUUAGUGGAUGGGGAUAUCGUGUCAUUUCGCUCCAGUAUCCAGUCUAUUGGGAUCUUCUGGAAUUUUGUGAUGGAUUUAAGAAACUUCUCGACCACUUGCAACUAGACAAAGUGCAUUUAUUCGGUGCAUCCCUGGGAGGAUUUCUGGCUCAGAAAUUCGCAGAGGUCACACACAAAUCACCUCGAGUGCAUUCUCUGAUCCUGUGCAAUUCAUUCAGCGAUACAUCCAUUUUUAACCAAACGUGGACCGCUAACAGUUUCUGGUUGAUGCCAGCCUUUAUGCUUAAGAAGAUUGUUCUUGGGAACUUUGCCAAAGGACCCGUUGAUCCCAAAAUGGCAGAUGCCAUUGACUUUAUGGUGGACAGACUGGAGAGCCUGAACCAGAGUGAACUGGCAUCCCGGCUCACGCUGAACUGCCAAAACUCCUACAUCGAGCCACACAAAAUAAAGGAUGUUUCAGUCACCAUUAUGGAUGUAUUCGAUCAGAGCGCUCUUUCAAAUGAGGCAAAGGAGGAAAUGUAUAAACUGUACCCUAACGCUAGGAGGGCUCACCUCAAAACCGGCGGCAACUUCCCCUACCUUUGUCGAAGCGCCGAAGUUAACCUUUACAUCCAAAUACAUCUUCGACAGUUCCAUGGGACGAGAUACGCAGCCAUCAACCCUGCUAUGGUUAGUGCAGAGGAGCUCGAGGUCCAAAAGAGCAAUCUGAAUAACAUUAGAGAGUGCGAUGAUGAAUCAUAAGAAGACCCCCACCCCCCACCACCCUUGACCCACAGCCUACACUGAGCCAAUCACAGAAGCAAUGACUCUUUAAGUCAGUGCUAAGCAUCACAUGCCGGGAAAAACCUUAUUUUGGCCUCAUGUUUUUCUACAAUGGAUUCAAUCGAAAUGACGAACUCAAAGAGCCUAUUUUUACUUUCCAGAAACAAUAUUUUGAUAUGUAUUAUGGCUGUAAAUAAUUUAAGACUGGGUACUAGGUCUUGUUUCACAGGAUGCCAUUUUGAACUGGUUGCCUUAUACCUUGCAUUUGAUUAGUCUUGUGUUUCAUAUUGUCCUUUUUUCUCGCUUUAGUUUGGUUACUGUAACACAUGCACUGAUUGAAGAUAGAAAGGUACAAAUGUCACAGCUAUGUAAGGAUGGAAAAGCUGCGUAUUGACAAAGGAAUAAUUUGCAGAAAAAAUACAAAAUGUUCAGCUGAUUAGCCAGGACAUGCUUGCUGGUGUUGGGUUUUUGGUUUGUUUGUUUUUUUUUUCCCCAGAUUUGUACUGGAUCUAGAAAUUUAGUCACCAAAAAAAUGUAGAAGCCUGUCUCACCCUAGUUUGUUUCCUGCAAAUAUCUCAAUCAAACCAAAACUAGUUGUUCAUGACUGUCAGUGUCAUCUUCCUGUAAUCUAUAAACAUGAACCAAUCUUCAGUGUGUAGCUGAGCACUGUAAAAUGAUGGGGACAGCUUCCUAGGACAACCAUAAUUUUGUUUUCUUUUUUUCCAUAAUGCAACUUAUCAUUGUGCAUUUGUUCACUAUGUUUACACUACUAACUUGCGCAAUAUGCCACAACCUCUUGAAAGCUGAAUUGUAGAAAAGUAUGCUUGAUAAUACAAAAUUCUUUACUUUAUUUAAAAAUUACAUAGUAGAAGAAUGUUUUUUUGAAGCAGGUGGUUGAUGAUUUAGGCAAUAUUCAUGGAAAAGACUGGGUGAGAGAGACAUCAAUUAUUGAUUGAUUAUAUAUAUAUAUAUAUAUAUAUAUAUAUAUAUAUAUAUAUAUAUAUAUAUAUAUAUAUAUAUAUAUAUAUAUAUAUAUAUAUAUAUGAUCCAGCACAUUUGUGUAAGUGAAAAAUGUCUAAAUGAGGGUUUUGUUGAACAAUUCCUUUUAAAUUAUUUGCACAGGUUUAAAACUAUAUAUUAGACUUCAUCUCUGCAGGCCAAUUAUGAUUAGCAUGGCUUUAAUUCACUGUGAACAUAGUUUUAAUUUGCAUUUAUAUAAGAUUUAGUGUUUGAGAGAAAGUUAAGCGAGUCACACAUUGCUUAAGACGUCAGAUGGGGUUUGUAUUAAAUGUUAAGAUACUUAAGAAGCAGGCAAUGCUUAACUGCAAUGUGACAGUGUUUGUCUUCCAACAUGUAGUUGUUUCUUUUUUUCUGUUCCUUUUUUUUAAUCCUCCUGUGAGGACCAUGUGUCAUUUGAACAUUUGAUGAAGGACAGGUGGCUUGUCACAACUUCAGUUUCAGUAUUUUAUUAUAAAUCGCAUUUUGGAAUUAUGGUAUGUUUAAGUUAUGAUACAAAUUUAAGGAAAGCAUUUCAAUCAGAAUAAAUAUGUUCAUGGUUCAUUAUAAGAAUAAGAUGUGUCCGAUUCUGUUUACUGAAAAGGUCAAUGCAUUUGUCUGAUUGCUGAAAUACAAAUAACGAAAAAAAAAAAAUUAAAUCACCCUGUGACCACGUUCAUGCCUGUAGCCUCUAAAACUAAUCUUCUCCCAGACUGAUGACCUUAGCUGUCAUAUAAGUGGCACAGCAUUAAGGUUUUCUAUACUAAUAAUUAGAAGAUGUGUUCAAAUCCCAAGACUGUAACCAGAUUGCUCUUGUGCCGCUUCACUGUUUUCAGCUCUUGAGUUUUGACUCUGGCUCUUCCCUAAGAGCACUUAACCUUUGCCAUGUGAAGCAUACAGUAUUUUUUUUCUAGGAUCCCUGAUAGUCAUGAGAGGAGCACAAGAUCAUUCAGGUUCAUCUGAGAGUUCAUCUGAGCCUCUAACUUGGUUCCCUUCUGUUUUACUCAUUCAAAAGGCAAAUUUAGUUAAAAAUGUACUAACACAUUACCACCUGCAUUGUUGCACCAUCUACUAUCUGCAUGAAUUGUAUGUAAAUAAAUAAUUCAUCAGACAUUCA
Molecule: messenger RNA, 3186 nt
Organism: Ictalurus punctatus (channel catfish)
Lineage: Eukaryota; Metazoa; Chordata; Actinopteri; Siluriformes; Ictaluridae
Gene: spg21
Product: SPG21 abhydrolase domain containing, maspardin
Exons: 9
Coding region: 117-1052 (311 amino acids)
Cellular component (GO): cytosol; trans-Golgi network transport vesicle
Molecular function (GO): CD4 receptor binding
Source: RefSeq, a predicted model, not a curated record